Messenger RNA from Tyto alba (common barn owl), 1944 nucleotides. Its product is annotated as shootin-1-like. The record is from RefSeq and is a predicted model, not a curated record. NCBI's taxonomy places the organism in Eukaryota, Metazoa, Chordata, Aves, Strigiformes, Tytonidae. Bases 212 to 1828 code for a protein of 538 amino acids. The transcript has 16 exons.
CCCCCGCUGUAAAAACCACCCUGCUCAGCUGGGUCUGGCUUUGCAGCCCUGCCGGGGGUUUAGUGGGGCGCAGCUUCGUGUCUCCCCCCCCCCACCCCGGCCCCGGGGGCUCAGCCGGGUCUGGCUUUGCAUCCCCGCCGAGGGCGCAGUUGCUGCCGCGGCUGGACCAAUCCUGCCUGGAUCGGGGUGCUCAGCCCCACCGUAGCCGGCGAUGACGGUGCAGCCGAUUCACUGCGCGGUUUCACUUCCCCAAGCCAUCCUGGAGUCGGGAAGCAGCGAGGAGGAAGAGGAGGAGGGGGAGGAGGAUGAAGAGGCAGCUAUGGCGCAGCAGCACCCGCCCCCCGCCCAGGAGGUGGCCGAAGCGGAGGAGCGGCUGGCCGAGCUCGAGCAAGCGUCACAGGUGCUGCUGGCCGAGCUCUCGGCGCUGGAGACGGAGUUUGAGGUCGAGAGGACGUGCCGGCAGCGAGCUGAAGCUUACGCAGCUCAGGUGAAGCAGGAGAACAACCAACUGAAGCGGCUCAGCCUGGCCCCCCCGGCCCCCCUGGCCCUGCCCGAGGAGGUGCCCCCCGAGGAGGACCCCGACCCUGCCCAGUGCUAUGGGCAGCAGCUCAAGGACCUGCAGGAGAAGAUCUCCUGGCUGCUGGCGCAGCGGAAGGACCUCACCAUCCAGGUCCAGGAGCUGGAGAGGCAGAACCACGACCUACAGGACCAGCUGGAGAUGGGGCGGAGGGAGCAGCAGCGCCUGCGAGCAGCCCUGGGCACCAGCCAGCGGGCGCUGAAGUCCUUCAAGAGAGUGUCCCAGAUUGUCACCCAGGAUUACUGCGAGGCGGUGCAGCAGCUGGAGCUGGAGCAGGACCUGCGCCUGCACGCCGAAGCCUUCGCCCAUGAGAUGCUGGUGCAAAAGAAGGAGGCGAACAGGCAGAGCACGAUCCUGCUGCAGAGCGCGGGGCCCAGCGCCCAGCUGCUGGCAGCUCUGCAGGAGGUGGGACGCCUGACGCGGGCGCUGGAGGAGGCCCGGCAGCACCAGCAGCAGCGGGUGAAGGAGCUGGAGGAGCAACUGGGGAGGCGGCCGGAGCCGGAGGAGCUGGAAGUGGCCCGAGCUGCCCUGGCCGCGGCGGAGGAUGAGAACCAGCAGCUGAGGAAGAGGCUGGGGGAGGCCGAGGGGCGGCUGGCGGGGUUGGAGGAGGAAGUGGGGUGGCUGCAGGAGAAGCUGGCCCAGGACCCGUCGCCCCCCGAGCCGGCUGCGCCCGCGCCGCCGCCGCCACCGCCGCUGCCACCGCCCGCGCCCACCGUCCCCGUGGACCCGCUCUCGGCAAUCAGGCAGAGGAAGGGGCUGGCAAAGCUGCAGCACAGCCAGCCAGGAGCCGACGACGUUAAAGCUCGGGCCGUGCAGGAGAUGAUGGAGCGGAUAAAGAACGGGGUGGUCCUGCGGCCCGCGAAGGAGCGGGGGCCCCCGGAGCAGGGUCCGGCGGCUAGUAAGCGGAGGAGCGCGGUGCUGGAGCUGCAGGGCAUCCUGGGUGCCGUGAGGAGGGCGAGCGGGCGGCGGAGCAGCGCGAAGGGCAGGGACGGGCAGCUGGAAUUCAUCUUGCAGCGCCGGCGCCGGGCGCUGGAUGCCACCCUGGGCCCCCCCGGCCCCCCCCAGCAGGACCGUGAGGAUGCUGGGGCUGCGGGGAGGCCGGGUGCUGGGGACAAGGACGUCGACACGGCUCCGUCCAGCUGCUCACCAGGGAGCGGGGACGGGGUCCCGUUCCGACCCCGGGCGGUGGGUGGUCUCCCCAGGACCCGGCCCUUCACCCGCCCGGCCGGGGGCAGGGGGGGGCUGGGGUAGAGCCCCCCCCCCCCCACUGCCCUUUACUUGGCGGAGACGGCUGCUGCAAGCUCUCACCCUCAUCUUCCAGCAGCUCCCAUCCUCUCGUGUUUUAAUUAAAAAGAGGUGGCACCGGG